Messenger RNA from Pelodiscus sinensis (Chinese soft-shelled turtle), 2569 nucleotides. The record is from RefSeq and is a predicted model, not a curated record. Lineage: Eukaryota; Metazoa; Chordata; Testudines; Trionychidae.
GAUUGUUGGGCGCGUGACCGAAUCCCACGGGUUGCCACGCCCCCUUUCCACCCCAGCUGCACGUGCCGGGCGGGGGCCCGCUCCCGGGGCGCUGCUGGGCGGCGGGGAGGAGCGCGGGGCCCAGCGGCCGCUCUGCGGAACGGACCCUUCGGAGUGACCCAGACGCGUUCCCUUGGGCAGUUCCAGAGACAGAGUCGUUUGCCUGCUAAACUCAUCAAUGGGGGAGUUGCAGGGAUCAUUGGUGUUACCUGUGUUUUUCCAAUUGAUCUGACUAAAACCAGAUUACAGAACCAGAGGAGUGGACAGCAAGCAUACAAAAGCAUGCUGGAUUGUCUAGUUAAGACACUACGCUCAGAGGGCUAUUUUGGGAUGUACAGAGGUGCUGCAGUAAAUCUGACACUAGUAACACCUGAGAAGGCAAUCAAGCUUGCUGCAAAUGACUAUUUCAGGCAUUCCUUGGCCAGGGAUGGAACAGGCCUGACCAUAUCCAGAGAGAUGGUGGCGGGCUGUGGUGCUGGAACAUGCCAGGUCAUUAUCACCACUCCGAUGGAGAUGCUGAAAAUCCAACUACAGGAUGCAGGGAGAGUAGCAUCUCAACAGCUUAUGAGUGGAGUCCACUAUUCAAGUUCUGGCUGCAAACAUGUAGCUGUCAGCUCUCCCCUGACUAGAGCACCUAACAUUGGAUCUGCUGCACUUGCAAAGAGAAUAUCUGCUACACAUAUAGCAGCUGCAAUUCUGCAUACUCAAGGCAUUAAAGGACUCUACAGGGGUCUUGGAGCCACCUUACUGAGGGACAUUCCCUUCUCCAUCAUCUACUUUCCAUUAUUUGCACAUCUGAACAGAAGAGGACAGGCGUCUCUGGAGAAGAGAGCCCCAUUUUAUCACUCAUUUCUUGCUGGUUGUGUGGCUGGCUCUGUGGCAGCAGUGUCUGUCAAUCCAUUCGAUGUAAUAAAGACACGGCUCCAAUCACUAACCAAAGGAACAAAUGAGAACAGCUACAGCGGACUAGUUGACUGUGCCAGGAAAAUUUGGUGGAAGGAGGGUCCAUCUGCCUUCCUGAGAGGGGCUGGCUGCAGAGCAUUAGUCAUUGCUCCUCUCUUUGGUAUAGCCCAAGUCAUUUACUUUAUUGGAGUAGGGGAGUUCCUGGUGAAGCUUUCCCCAUAUGGCAGAUUUUCAUCCUGACUCCUCAUACCAUGGAUAUGCUGGAAUAGAACCUGUAAGAACCAUUCAUCCAGAGAGGAUCCAAGAAAAAAAUAGCAAUGCAAACUGAUUUAUUUAUAUUCUUAGUAAACUUGUGGUUCCCAAUAGGCUGUUACUAAUCACUAAAGUUAGUGAAAGAUAGGACAAUGUUUUCCUAGACUGCUGGUCAGUGUUGCAUCCCAGCUUGGGGAUGCUGUAUGUCUCCCUUUCAUGGUGUUUUGCUAUUAACCUUUUGCACCAAAAAUCAGACUUUUAUAACACCACAAACCAAUGUGGUACAAGAGGCUGCAGACUGUUAGUGCAUGGGGGAAUGUCUCCCGUGCUAAAGGUCUAAGCUCCCUGUAUGUGAAAUGCUUUACCAAAUUUUGUGUACUUUUCAGAAGGUAGUAUGAUCAAACACUGGGAUAGUUGAUUUGAAAUUUCAGUAGGUGAUGGAAUUUAACGGGACAGAUUAAAAACUUCAAUCUUACAUGGAAGUUAAGGACAUGCUGUUGGAGGUAAAUUUUGUUUUAAUGAAGGGAACAUGAACAACAUUUUUUAAUAGAUUGGGGGCCAAGUCUCUCUAUUAGCUACACUUGAUUAUCCAGCUACUGGACUGGAAAGGUCUGACUUGAUAUUUUUUUUAUUCUAUAUUCCACCAACACUGUUUCAUUAAUUCAGUCCUGACAUUUAAUUGAGAACAGAAAGCUAUGUCUUAUUAAUAAUAAUAGUUUACAGUUUUGAGCAUUUCCUUGUAAAGAAGGUGGUUGCUUUGGUGACUGCUAAAAACAAAAGCCAUUAUAGACCAUACAUGCAUUGAAGACCAGCUGUCCUCUGUAGUCACUCAGGAUGAAAUUCACUCUGUAUAAGGCCUUUGUAUCACUUACAGUACGGGUAGAGUGAUUCCUCAAAAGAUUUUGCAUGCUUAUGAACCUGUGAUUGUUCAGGAGAAACCUAGGUGCUGCAAGAACUUGUUAGCAUAUCUCCCUACAUACUUGAAUUUCUCAGGAAUUUGGGACCAGAUCUUCUUUUAAACUAACAUACAUUGCAGCCAGUAAACUUGCUAGAAGCUGCACCAGAGGCUAAAACUGGAUAAAGAACCUUCAAAGAUAAUAUUUUAACGUUGUUUCUUAUAGCUAAACAUUUUUCCCUUGGCAGUGAGCUCAUGGAAGGGGUACUCCCAUUUUUUUCUUUCUUACUGUUGCAGAGGAAUAAACUGGUCAGUUUCUUUGGCCAUUUCCCCAAAUCCAGGGUGUGCAGUAUGCAGUUUAAAUGUAUAUGAUGCAAUGAAAGCUUGAAGCCUUUUAUGACAUUAAUGGUAACUUUGUAGAAGCCAUCUGUACUCAGUACUUGCCAUACCACUUUGCAGUAAAAGCCAGUGAUCCAUCUA